CGGCCCGCGCUCCGGCCCUGCAAGCCGACCGAGUCCCGCAGCGCAGAAGAACCGUAUGGAGGCGGCAGCUCCCCGCGCCUGAACCCCCAGGUCACGGUAGUUGCAGCGCCCGGAUCGUCUCUGGGAGGAAAAAUGGCCGCCCUGACGACCGUCGUGGUGGCGGCGGCGGCCACCGCGGUAGCCGGGGCUGUGACGGGGGCGGGCACGGCCACCGGCAACGGCGUGGGAGCUGCUCUGGUGCCGCAACAGAAUGAUGGCUGUUUUGGUACUUCAGGUGGAAUUCGUCCUUUUCAGCUUCAAAACUGGAAACAGAAAGUUAGUCGGACUAAGAAAGCAGAAUUUUUACGCACAGCAGAAAAAUUUAAAAAUCAAGUUAUUAACAUAGAAAAAGAUAAACACAGUCAUUUCUACAACCAAAAAAGUGACUUCAGAAUUGAGCAUAGUAUGCUGGAAGAAUUGGAAAAUAAGUUGAUUAACAGCAGAAAAACAGAAAGAGCAAAAAUCCAGCAACAAUUGGCCAAAAUACAUAACAAUGUGAAGCAGCUUCAGCAUCAGUUAAAAGAUGUGAAGCCUACGCCUGAUUUUGUUGAAAAGCUAAGAGAAAUGAUGGAAGAAAUUGAAAAUGCAAUUAACACUUUUAAGGAAGAGCAGAGAUUGAUAUAUGAAGAGCUUAUUAAAGAAGAGAAAACAACUAACAAUGAGUUGAGCGCCAUAUCAAGAAAAAUUGACACAUGGGCUUUGGGUAGUUCAGAAACAGAGGAAGCUUUCAGGGCAAUGCCAAGCAAAGUUCCUGUAGACAAAAUAACACCAAGUACUCUUCCAGAAGAAGUGGUAGAUUUUGAAAAAUUCCUUCAGCAAACAGGGGGGCGACAAGGGGGCUGGGAUGAUUUUGAUCAUCAGAACUUUGUAAAAGUGAGAAACAAACAUAAAGGGAAGCCAACAUUUAUGGGAGAAGUUCUAGAACACCUUCCUGGAAGAUCACAGGAUGAAGUUCAACAGCAUGAGAAAUGGUAUCAGAAAUUUCUGGCCCUAGAGGAAAGGAAGAAAGAGUCUAUUCAGAAUUGGAAAGCUAAAAAACAGCAAAAAAAAGAGCAAAUUUUCAAGUUAAAGGAAAAGGCAGAGAACAUACCUGUGCUUUUUCAUAACAAACAAGAAGGUAAUCAAAAGCAAAAAGAAGAACAAAGAAAGAAGAAACUGGCGGUGGAAGCUUGGAAAAAACAAAAAAGUAUAGAAAUGUCAAUGAAAUAUGCUUCCCAGUUAAAAGAAGAGGAAGAGAAAGAGAAAAGGCAGCAGAAAGAGCGUCAGCGCCAGUUUAAACUAAAAUUACUACUAGAAAAUUACACCCAGCAGAAGAAAGAACAGGAAGAAUUUUUAAGACUUGAAAAGGAGAAAAGAGAAAAAACAGAAAAAGCAGAAAAAAGGAAAAUUGCUGCUGAUGAAAUUUCCAGAUUUCAAGAAAGAGAUUUACAUAAGCUUGAAUUGAAAAUUCUUGAUAGACAGACAAAGGAAGAUGAACAGGCAGAAAAACAAAGAAGACUGGCAAAAUUAAAAGAAAAGGUUGAAAACAAUGUUAGCAGAGAUCCCUCUAGGCUUUACAAACCUACCAAAGGUUGGGAAGAACGGACUAAAAAGAUAGGACCAACAGGCUCUGGGCCACUUCUACAUAUCCCACACAGGGCUAUUCCAACCUGGAGACAAGGAGUUUAGAAAAGAAUAUGAGAUAAUGAAAUUGGUGUUCAGUUGAUGAGAAUGUUAGCAUAUUCUGCUAUAACAGGACAGAGUGCUAACCGUGUUUUUUAAAUAUCACUAGCCCAGACAGACUGAUUAUUGUAAAUUGACAGUCAUUAAAUUCCAAGUGGUAUUGUCAUUAGUAUUUCCUGUUUAUACUAAGAGGGCAUUUAAUGUGUAUGUUGGCCUAUUAUUGAUGUAAACGUUUUUUGAAUGAGUUUAUGUUACAAACAGUAUUUCAUUUAAAAUACUCAGAACAUUUCAAAGGUAUUUUGUUUUUGUCAUCGCACAGCAAAAUAAACUGGGACAAUCACAGAGUGACAUUUUUUAAACCAAAAUUUUGUAACAUUUAUAUUUUGGAGGUAACCUUGAGUAACAAAAAUGUAAGGUUUUUUUUAUUUGUUUGAGUUUUGAAAUGUUAGUACUUUUUCUAAGUUUAACAAAGUGGUAGUUUGUCAGUUACUAAAUUUUUGUGUAAUAAAUAUUUUGUAUUUGUUUGAAGCAUGCUUUGUUUUAUAUAAAAAAUAUUAAUU
This is a messenger RNA of Pteronotus mesoamericanus, 2261 nucleotides long. RefSeq names its product coiled-coil domain containing 112 (gene CCDC112). The transcript has 10 exons. NCBI's taxonomy places the organism in Eukaryota, Metazoa, Chordata, Mammalia, Chiroptera, Mormoopidae. The coding region runs from base 133 to 1707 and encodes 524 amino acids. The record is from RefSeq and is a predicted model, not a curated record.